CAUAGUUCUUCUUGUUCUUUGCAGCAUCCAACCAUUUUCUUUCAUGACAGCCAGAUGCUCUUGAUGGCAGAAAACUUAAUGGAUGGUGAUGCACAACAAAGAAAAACAUACCUCUUGCCGUACAGUACUCGUACGUACGUCCUACUCCAACUUCGGAACAACAGCCGAAAGUGUAAAAUGCUUUUGAAGCAGUUCAUUAGCAAGUGAUCACUCUGAUUGCAAGCAAAGAGCUGCCUUCCCAUAUGGCAAUCAAGGCUAGAAGUGGUGCUUUGAUGCAACUUCCAUUCCAAGCGCAGCAUACAUCUUGAGUUCUUCAGCGUCAUGAUUGCAUCAGAUGCUGCGGCUGUGGACAAUUGCCGCGCAAUCGAUGGUGACGGCAAUAGCUAUUAUGAACAAAUUUCAAAGAAAAGAAAUUUAAAUAACACCAACGCAAGACUUGCCUCUCGACUUUCAACGUCAGUCACUUCGGCAACAUCUCUUUCUCUAUCGGAUACAACCGAUGAUGAUGAGUUCAGAUUGCCCAAACGAGUUGUCGCCCUGAACAUUGUGCGCCCUGUUCCGAAACGAAUUAGCGAGCAAUUUUAUGAUGAUGCCUAUCGAAAGGGAUUUACUCUUCGUGAAACGAACCAAGCGGCCAUGAUGGCACACGAUUGGAACAGGAAGUGGAGAGAUCAAGACGAAACAUAUCACACGAUGCCGGAGGAAGAUUUCUAUCGCUCGUCAGCAGCAGUUGUCCCCGCAAGCUAUUGCCAUGGGGUGUUUUCCGAUUUGGAUUACAAGGGUGGUCCUCCUGCCUAUACUGAUGCCGAUAUUGACAUCGAUCAACACCAGGUAGCGAAUGGUUUGCUUCUCCUUUUGGAACGCGAAGAGGGAGCCAAAAAUCCUUCGCUUGGAAGUCCUGAAGAAGGAAAGAGAAAGAGGUAUUCCUCCCGGACUGCCGAAGUUAGACUGAGCCGGCAUCAUUCUAUAACUGAACAACAGAAACAACACAACCAACCUAGUCUGGAACAGUGGCAACUCGGAGCCUUCAACAAAACCAUACCAAACUCUGCACACAAAGGAACGAAUGUAAUAUCGUCUACCGAAGCUUCUACGUGGGGUGAUUCAAGCAUGAACACCAUUGAACCCAACGGUUGCGAGAGAUGCCACAGCAACGCUACAGAAGAGAAGCAAGAUAAUGAAAUCUUUAGCGAAUUCUGCGAACUCGAGCAAGAUGAUAAAACUGAUAACGAGCCUGGCCACAAUCAAAAGGCUUUGGGCAUUCAACGUCCCUUACCCCUGCGCCCAAUGCCCAUUAGACCAUUAGCCAUUCGUGCCAAUCGGUCCAGACACAUUGUCCCACAGCCAACGUAUGCGAAGCUGUCACCGUUCGCGCAGGAGAGUCGGAACGGAAGUACGGGAAGGGGAAUCCCUCGAGGUAUUGUGAUGAGUCACAGUAACAGGGCCGAAGGUGUAUCUCCCAUGAGCUUUUCUCAACUGACUGGAUCGUCACCCAUGUCAUCAGGGAGUGAGAUGAUGGGCGUAACCGUGAUUAAUAGUGACCACGAAAACCUGCACUAUGUAGAAGACGACGAUUUAUUCGACAUUGCCAAGGAUUCCGCUAUUCAACCUGUUAAUAUGAUUGAAAAGGCUCGUGAUGAUAUUCUUCGAGUUCUCGCCAUCAGUGAUGGGGAUUCAGAAUCAGAAGACUUCAAGAAGAAGGUUGAUCCUCUUGAGAAACAUUUUCUUGGACGAGAAAUCGAUACGAGAGCAAUCUCAGUUCCUUCAAAUAGAGGAACUCUCGCCUCGUCUGCAUCUGCCUCUUCUGCUGCUGAAUCUAUCAACGGGAUGUGGCUAACUCUUUCGAAGCCUAAUUUCUUUGGAAAGCUUGGACAAAACGAUAAUGGAGAUCCAAUGUACACUCUUGGCCGUAUGUCAUUUGACAUGUUCUCCCCAACAAAUCUCGUUUGCAGUCUCCAGGGUAAUUUCAACCACGUUGAGAUUGUCGAUGAAGGAGACCGUAAGGCUAUGCUUGAAAAAGUUCCAAAGAAACUACGAGAGGAAGUGGAGAGUGGAAAGACUACCCUACGUACGUACCAUGUGGUAACCGCAUUUACUAUCGAACCCUCAUUGGCAGCGUAUCCAAAUGCGCCCAAUAAAGACGUUAUGCGCCCCAUCAAAGGCAUAAUGACCACAUAUGGUUACAGCCUUCCAGAUCCCAGCACACCAAACCGACACUCGGUCUGGUUCACUGGAGGCCGCAUUGAACCCAACAACGACAAAACCGAUGUUCUUGGAUGGAAUAAUUUCUUUCAGCUCCAUCCUCCCAAGCACAGUUUCACUGAAAAAGCGAAAUUAUUAGCUGUAAAGCUCUUAAUGGGUGCAACCAUUCCCACCGAAGUCGAUCCUGUAGAUGGGAGCUUCAAUUAUGUAUUUACACGGCCUUUGGGAGGUCACGGUAUGGUAUAUAUUGAUGUCAUCUAUCUUGACGAGAGUUUAAGAAUAGUCAGAGGUCAGCGAGGAACGACCUUCGUCUUUUCUCGUGUACCAGAUACAUCUUGAAACCAUGGCGCUCUCCUAGAUUGGACUAAAAUACAUUUGGAUCU
Messenger RNA from Pseudo-nitzschia multistriata, 2585 nucleotides. Lineage: Eukaryota; Bacillariophyta; Bacillariophyceae; Bacillariales; Bacillariaceae. The record is from the annotation of a GenBank genome assembly.